AUGGGGGCUGAGAACAUCACCUCUGUUAAAGAAUUCAUCUUGCUGGGACUCACAAGCCAUCGAGGAACUCAGCUUCUGCUCUUUGGGGUCAUCCUCAUCGUCUACUUGCUUACACUUUUGGGCAACCUGCUGAUCAUCACAUUGGUGUGGGCUGAUUCUCAACUACAUACGCCCAUGUACUUUUUUCUCAGCAAUCUUGCUGGCAUGGAGAUCGGCUUUGUCACCAGCACGCUGCCUCAGAUGUUGGCUCAUUUGGUCACUGGAAAUGGAGUUCUCUCCUUAACACGUUGUAUGUUGCAAGGUUAUAUUGCAUUGUACACAGGCAGUGUUGAAUGUUUGCUGUUGGGUGUCAUGGCCUAUGAUCGUUACUUGGCCAUCUGCUGUCCCUUGCUAUAUGCCAGAGCCAUGAGCAAGUUCCACCAGGUCCUGCUUGCCACCACAUGCUGGAUAACUGGCUUUGUGUUUUCCGUGACUUAUGUUGUCUGUACUUUUCGUCAUUCCUUCUGUGGCUCCAGCCUCAUUAACCACUUCAUGUGUGAGCUGCCUGUUGUGCUGAAACUUGCAUGUGGUGACACAAAAAUCACUAAAGCCAUUGUCUCUGGUCUAUCGGCCUUCAUUGUUUUGAUUCCCCUUUCGAUUAUCUUGUCUUCCUAUGGGUUCAUUCUGAAUACUGUAUUGCACAUGCGGUCAACUGAAGGAUGGCGUAAGGCUUUCUCCACCUGUGGUUCCCACCUUACUGUAGUCAUCUUGUUCUAUGGCACUGUUAUCUCUAUGUACGUUAUCCCCCAGCCAGACUCGGCUCCUGAUCGUAACAAGGAAAUAGCUGUCUUUUAUCUCAUAGUUACUCCCUUGCUUAACCCCAUCAUAUAUACCUUGCGGAACAAGGACAUUCAUUCGGCAGUGUUCAAGAUGGUGAGAAGAUGGGGCUUUGAACAAUGA
Candoia aspera is the source of this 939-nucleotide messenger RNA. Its product is annotated as olfactory receptor 5P56-like. The coding region runs from base 1 to 939 and encodes 312 amino acids. Lineage: Eukaryota; Metazoa; Chordata; Lepidosauria; Squamata; Candoiidae. The record is from RefSeq and is a predicted model, not a curated record. The transcript has a single exon. Gene Ontology annotation, biological process: G protein-coupled receptor signaling pathway; detection of chemical stimulus involved in sensory perception of smell. Gene Ontology annotation, molecular function: G protein-coupled receptor activity; olfactory receptor activity. Gene Ontology annotation, cellular component: plasma membrane.